Molecule: messenger RNA, 378 nt
Organism: Parascedosporium putredinis
Lineage: Eukaryota; Fungi; Ascomycota; Sordariomycetes; Microascales; Microascaceae
Source: the annotation of a GenBank genome assembly
AUGCUCGGUUCUGCCCCCUCCUUCGGCUCGCCAUGCCCCCAUGUCGAUAUGGGUCGGCUUCAGGCCAUCUACAGCGCUCAUCGUGCUACCUUUUGGGCGGCCGUGGCUUCCGACUACGGAAUGUGCAUGAGCCCCAUGGCCCUCGAGCAUGCUUGGAAGACGGGUAUCUGCUGCAGCCAGCACCAGGCUAUCACUCCUCUGUCGCCGGCUGCCAGCCCUGACCACUCGGAUCGGGAGGGAAAUGCCAAGGUUCACGACAAGACGCGCAUCUCUGCUAUCCUUGGCCUCGAGACACAGCCCCGCUCUCCCCAAGACCAGCACAUGGUCCGCAGGAUGGAGGAUGAGAGGAGUAUGAACGUCAUCUCAGCUCACGCCUGA